CCCUAACUGCGGGAUAUUUCGAAUUCCAAAUCUUCAAAAGUAACAUCAUUGGUACUCCUCAAGGGUCCAUCGUAAGCCCUAUCCUAUCAAAUAUAUUUCUAGAUCAACUUGACCACUUUGUGUUGUCCCUUAAAAAGGACUUUGACAAGGGAGACAAAGCCAUAAGAACGAAAGAGAGCAGGUAUUACGAAUAUCAUGUCCUCAAAGCUCGAAAGGCCGGAGACAAAGCCCUAAUGCGUAAACACAUCGCCGAAAGAUCUCAAUUUCGGGCCAUUGACUUUGGAAAUGACGGCUUUAAAAGACUGUCCUACAUCAGAUACGCCGAUGACUGGAUAGUAGGAAUAAGAGGAACCCUCCAGGAGGCCAAAGAAAUACUCAACAAGAUAAGUCUUUUCUGUGCAUCUAUUGGUUUAACACAAAAUGGGAACUAUGCGUCGAUUAAGACGUAA
Messenger RNA from Morchella sextelata, 449 nucleotides. RefSeq lists its product as uncharacterized. Lineage: Eukaryota; Fungi; Ascomycota; Pezizomycetes; Pezizales; Morchellaceae. The transcript has 2 exons. The annotation marks the transcript as partial. The record is from RefSeq and is a predicted model, not a curated record.